AUGAAAGCUAUUUCGAAGUAUCGCGUUCAUGAUAGUUUGGAAGAUUGUCAUUUUUAUACCGCUGAUGAUUUAACCAUUGUGUUAGACGAAGAUGUGAAUAAAUUCCUCAAAUUUCCAUGUCCUCCAUUUAAUUUGACAAGAAACAGUCGUUUCAAAUGUGCAACAACCGAUCAAUGUGUUCCCCGGUCAUUUAUUGGUGGCCAGAAAUCAUUUUGUGCCGAUAAAUCGGAUAAAUUCUAUUUUGGUAAUUGUAAACAGUCUUUAGACUUCGGCUGUCAAUUUCUUCGUGACCUUGCUUAUCCACCUGUUUAUUUCAUUUUUCAAGAAAACUGUAAUGACUUUCAUAAAUUACCGUUCAAUGUUAAUAAUGAAACGGAUGAAACAAAUUGUGAAGAAUGGCCUAUCGUCUACAAACAGCAAUAUCAGCGAUGCAACGGUGUUUGGGACCAAUCAAAUGGUGAAGAUGAACUGAAUUGUCCAAAUACAACAGUUACGUUUAUUAGAAAAAAAAUAUUAAAAUGUAAUGAAAGUGAACACUAUUGUGCCAGAAUCGAUCAACACGGUCAAAUGGGUUGUUUACCAGUUAAUAAAGCAGGCGACGAAGUAACCGAUUGUCUAGGAGCAACAGAUGAGCGAACAACAAAAUGUAUUGAUGAGGAAGAAAAGCCAUUUUAUUGUUACAUUGACAAAUAUAGUGGAAUGUGUAUGAAAUUUCUACUUGAUUUAUCCUUAUCCUGCGCCAAAGCAAAAUGGGCAUUGGUUUAUUCGUCUAGAUGCAUUUUCUGUGACAAAAUCCGCCGUUUAUUUGAAGCAUCGUGGCUGUACAACCUAACAUUUCGGUUUCUGCCUGUCAGUCGUCUUGCAUUACAUUUAACACUUAAAGACGUUCACGAAUGCAAUACAGUGCUUCGACCAUGUGGUAGUCAUGGUCAUUGUAGAAAAUAUUUGAAUCCACCCAACAAUGCAUAUUGCCAAUGUAAACAAGGUUGGACAGGGGAGCAUUGCAAUAUCACAAGCACAUGCUUGCAAUCAAAAUGUGCCAAUGGCGGAAGAUGUGUUAGCGGAUACUCAAAUCAUGUAAACAUCUGCAUUUGUCCCCUUGGGAAAAUAGGACCGGAUUGUUGCGCACAGUUUGAUCCGUGUAAACAAGUUCAAUGUCAAAAUAGAGGUACAUGCAUUCCGCUCGAUGACCGAUCAUCCUAUCAAUUCAUCUGCCUCUGUCAACAUGGUUAUUAUGGAACUCUGUGCGAGUUUAUUUCGGCGUCUGUUGAAAUUCGUUUUUCAAAUAAUCUUCAAGGUUUGUUGAGAGUCAUCAUCUUUCAUUUUGUUGCUCUACAACAAGGUACACCUGGUGUAUUGUUCGUUCAAAAUCGUUUCAUGUAUAAGAAUGUACUAUUGGAGAGACAAAUGCAUAUUUUCAAUCACGGUCAACAAUUCCUUCCGGCUUUUCUUGUAGUUCAAGUAUUUUUUGAUCUAAAUCGAUUUGAUUAUUAUCUAGCAAUGGUAAACCCACAAGAACAGCAAAAUCACCUUCAUACCAAAAUAGUUCAAUCAAAUCGUUGUCCAUAUGUUAAUGAACUUCUGAAAAAUGAUAGUGAACCAAUUCAAAAGUAUCCAUCAAUGAAAAAGAUCAAAUAUUAUCAUCGCGCAUGCAAAUUGAAAAGCACAAAAUGUUUUGUUGACGAAGCACACAUCUGUUUCUGUAACAAACAUCGAUCACCUGAUUGUCUAGUGUUUCUGCAUGAGCCAACAAACUGCACAACAGAUUAUUGUCAAAAUGAUGGACACUGUGUCCAAAGUCAACAUAAUGGCAUCUGGGACUUUGGUUGUGUUUGUACCGGGUGUUCAUAUGGUGCUUUGUGUCAACUGAAGACAUCUCAAUAUGUGUUGUCAUUAGAUGCCAUGCUUGGUGCUGAUCUUUUAGAAGAUGUACCACUAAUCCUUCAGCCACGGCUGAUUAAAAUAACCUUGACAGUCGUUGUACUUAUGUUUAUACUUGGAUUUGUCUCGAAUGCUUUAUCGCUAAUCACAUUCUGGCAACCAAAAACGCGCGAAUUCGGUUGUGGCUUAUAUUUGUUUUGUUUGCCUGUUGUCGGUCAAUCAGCUCUGUUAAUAUUCGGUGGUCGGUUCUUUUAUCUUCUUGCAACACAACUAAAUGUUGUGGAUGACUUGAAAGUUGCUCUUUGGAGUUGUAUUGGUCUUGAAUAUUUUCUUGGUGUUUGUCCGGCUCUCUUUGACUGGUUAACCGCGUGUGUUGCGACUGAACGGAGUAUCAACAUUGUCAAAGGGGCUCAGUUCAAGAAGAAAGUGAGUGUCAAAUGGGCAAAACGCGUUAUUCUUAUGAUCGCUGUGCUUGUUUGUGCCAGCUCGUGGCAUGAACCGUUCAUUCGACAAUUAACCGAUGAUCCUCGCUCGUCAGCGCACGCCUGGUGUAUUGUCAAAUUUCGAUGGUCGUGGCUCAAAUAUUAUCGUCUAAUAGUCUCACAAAAUCGAGGUGGUGGCUGUUGA
Molecule: messenger RNA, 2508 nt
Organism: Didymodactylos carnosus
Lineage: Eukaryota; Metazoa; Rotifera; Eurotatoria; Philodinida; Philodinidae
Source: the annotation of a GenBank genome assembly